AUGUCUUUGUCUCAUACUUCUGCUUUUUCUGCACCACCGUCAGCACUUCUUCUUCUUCUUCUUCUUCUUCUCCGCCACCAAAUGCUCAUCUCCCUCCUCCUUUUUCUUCAGCUCAAACUACUGCAAUUCUUCUCCCCAUCCUCCUUCUUCUUAAACUGCUUAAUAUUUCCUCCUCCCACUCCACCAACACCUUCUUCUUCUUCUUCUUCUUCUUCUUCUUCUUCUUCUUCUUCUUCUUCUUCUUCUUCUCCGCCCACCAAAUGCUCAUCUCCCUCCUCCUUUUCUUCAGCUCAAACUACUGCAAUUCUUCUCCCCAUCCUCCUUCUUCUUAAACUGCUUAAUAUUUCCUCCUCCCACUCCACCAACACCUUCUUCUUCUUCUUCUUCUUCUUCUUCUUCUUCUUCUUCUUCUUCUCUAACACCUGCUUCUCUUACUCCUAUUAUUUCUUCUGCUCAGACUUCUGCAUUUCUCCCCUUCAUCCUUCUUCUUCUUCUUAUCCUACCUGA
Messenger RNA from Acanthosepion pharaonis, 507 nucleotides. Lineage: Eukaryota; Metazoa; Mollusca; Cephalopoda; Sepiida; Sepiidae. The record is from the annotation of a GenBank genome assembly.